GACAAGUAAAAUAAAUGUGGCGGAUAUUGUUGAAAAACGGAGACAUCACACAGUUUCGGUAUAACGUCAGUUGAUGUUGUUUAAAGAAUCAGCCCACCGAUCCUGAAGAAAAUCUGCUUGGUGUCGACGACAAAAACGAAAACAAACAAAAGAUGGCAACUCAGGCGGUGGAAAUUUGCGAUUUGCCACCAUACACAGCGAUGUUGUGGUCUCAAUUCCAGGCUUGUCCACCUCUUUUGUACAAUCUAUUCGAGUCCACAGUACGCCCUGGAGAUGUGUCUCAUCGGUCCGACCGAGUGUUUGACAUGUCAGGAUCACUGAUCAGUCACAAACUGAGUGAGCUCACAGUGAAAAAUGUUGAAGAACUUCAUCGUUUGACCAAUGACCUACUCAGUAUGCCGAUCUUAUUCCACAUCAAAGUGGAACAUCAGCGUACCGACAACUAUGUUGUGGUCAAAGUGCGCAAGAAGUGGAAAGAUGAGUUUGCUGUGUUGGUCAACACAAGACAUCCCAGGAUUCGGGAAUUGAUCACUCACAAACUUACCCAGGCCAUGCAGUAUAUGCAGGAAGGAAAAAAUUUUUGCCUGAAGCUGGACUUUGGACCUAGUGUCAGACAAUGGUACAGUGGCAUCGUUGACAGCCAAGUGUCCUUCUGUGACAAUCGCUCUAACAACGACUCGGGUCACAUGACUAUUUGGGUGACAAACUACUCAACACCGAUGGAGUGUUGCACUUCACUUCUGUGUAUUUGCCUUUGCUUUCCCCUCUGGCUUGUGUGUGGGGGACCGUGUUAUGUGACUCACAGAAAACUGAAAUGCAUUGAUGAAGAACAAGAAUUCACCGACCUUCCUGUGACCUUGUUGUCUGGAGUGACCCGAACUGUCACUAUUCAGCAUCAGCCACCUGUUCCUCAGGCCCCUUAUUACCCAUCAGCCCCACGGAGUCAACAGUAUCCAGCACAAAAUCCAAUGGCACAGCCGGCUUAUAACAUGCAAGGCAUGCCCCAGGGACCACAAGUACCACUGGGCCCACAGGGUCCUUACCCUACAGAGGCACCCCCGAAUUACCCUGGACCACCUCCACAGUACUCAGCCUGAUUCAUCAGUAGAGUUUCUGAUCUGAUUUGUCAUGACAUGCCAUGCACAGGACUUCGUAGUAAUGGAAUAUUUCAACACAGACAUAUCUUUGAUCUACUUACGUAUCCUAGUGCUAAAUUUAGUAAUUGACCUUAAGCCAAGUUACAGACCAAAGGUCAUGAUAUAAAAAAAUCAUGAGAGUGAAUGAUGACAUUCACAUUGUUGUCACAGAGCCUCCAAUGACUCCAGGAUUACCCCAGUGUUAAAUGUAGUGCUGUAUUAUAUUCAAAGAUGCUCAAAGUGGUGGAGGACUUGUAUGAAAAGUGCUUUUUGUAUCAAAAUGUACCUGGUAAAUAUUGCCCACUGUGACUUCAAAUUUGUUUUUGUGUGCAAUGUCAUAGAUGCUUUCAUUCAGUAUCAAAGUUAAAUGUAAUACAUAAUCCAAAAUUGAAUUUCCUUCCUUAUAAAAAUGUCUUUAUAUUUCAUAAUGAUGUAUUUAUAAUUAUUUGAGGGGGUUGGGGGGAUUAAAAUGCCUGGAUUGGAACAUUUUACUUCAUUUAAUAUCAUUAUGUAUUUAAUAUGAAACUCAAAUUUAUUUAUUGCUUUUUAAGCAUAUUUUUGUUAUUAUUUACAUGCAAUUUUCUUUUCCUUUUUGAUUGUAAUUGUGGUCAUCAUUUUGUUGUGUAAAUUUUAUUCAAACAUCAAAAGAAUCACUACAUCUUUCUAUGUUCACUGAAUUGUUAAUUACACAAUCCCAAAUUUAAAUCUUUUGUCUUGAAAUUCUUAUCUAAAGCAAUGUAUAAGGAUAGAAGAUGAAGGCUUGAAGCAGCUGUCACAUUUUUGGAUUUUUAUGAUUCUGUGUAGUUCAAGAAAAACUUAGGUAGGUACAUGUGUAGGUAUUGUUUUGUAUCCAUUUCAUUUUUUUUUUCAUUUUGUAUUGUUUUUUUCAUGACUUUUUUUACUUUGAACCAUACUAAUUAAUGAUUUCAAACGUCUCCAGAGAUUUAAAAUAAAAUUCUAAAUUUAUUUUGUUUGUGUAGACAAAACCGUCCUGUUGAUAAUAUUUUUAUUGGAAUAUCAGCAAAUGGCUUUCAUCAUUGUGUGUGACAAUGAACUCAUUUCUGCUUUCAAAAUUUGGCAUUGGUUAUAAUCAGAGACGUAUUAGAAUAUAACAUCAAUGUUUUGUGACGGAGUUUUUUAUUUUUUCCUUUUUCAUAUGAAAACCUGACGAUAAAGGUAUCAUAAACUUGUCUUUAUUCGCGUAGAAUUCUUGCCAAGUUUGAUUAUUUGUAAUUUGUCGAGAACAUCAGUUGAUGUGUGCCAUAAAUGAUCAUUACGAGAUGUCCUCAUGGUCAGCUUUAUGUAAAGUUAGGCUGAACUGUAUAGGGACCCUAAUAUUAACUUUACUCACUUUCGAGUGGUUGUAUAUAUACAUUACAUGUGUUUAUGUUCUGUUUGGUUUCAAAAAGUUGUUUCUGAUCUAAAAGUGGAAGCAUUUUUUCUACAUAAAUGGUUGUGUUGAUAUCACAAUUUAAUUUUGCAUAUGUGUUGUAGUAAGUAUUGGAAUGUAAACAUACUUUAAAGUGAAAGAUACAAAAUGUAGGACAUUUCAUUGUUGAGAACCCAAGAGCAUUUUCUGCAUGGGUUACCGACCAUGGACCUAAUUAUGAUUGAAAUUAACUUGAUUAACUUAUUUUAGAGGAAAGUAAACUUCAAUGGAAUCAUUGAAAAAAAAAAUUUAAAAAAAUGAUUAUUUUGAGAUAACUAAAUGCUUUGUAUGAAGUAUUGGUGAUGUAACUUACAGAUACAUCUAGGGGAAAUAACUCUGACGAACAAGAAUAUGUUGAAAUAAUUUCUGUUUAUUUUUACGCAAUACCUAGUACAUGUUGUAUAUUAUUGAUAAGUACUUUACCACUUACAGAAAGUCAUAUAUCCAUAUCUAUGGAAAUGCUUUACAUAUUUGUGAACAACAUACUCUUCUACUUUUUCUUUGUAAACAAACUGCUGGUGAAAAUAUAGGAAAUGCUGAUUACCAUUACCGAAAAAGUACAUGUAGUUGCUUAGUGGCACAGUUAUGAUACAAUAUGUCCUGUAGUUUGUUUCAUAUUGUUGGUGCACAUGGAUAUUAUUAUUCUCAAUACAAUUCACACUGUAUAAUUGAGUAUAUGUACUUAUAGUUACAUCUAUUAUGUAAAAAUAUUACAAAUCAGAAAAUAUUUAUUGCAAAAUCCUUUUUAAACAAAUGGCCGUUUUACAAGGCUACUUCAACAUUAAUUGGAACUUUACUUAAUGAAUGGUAUAUUUUCUACUUUUUUUUAAUGUCAGCAAAAGUAUAGUACCAUGUGUAAUCUUAUGUCUUUAUUGAUAUAAAUCUAUAUGUGGAAUUUUUUCCAUUAAAAGAAAUAUAAUAAAUGUCAGAAAUUUGAAAGUCAAUGUUAGACAAAACUUUACUUAGCAAUAGUUAGAAGAAAAAAACGCUUCUCUGUUAUUUUUAUCUUAUGAUAUCACAUGACUGUAUUUUGUCAAAGAUAUUGAGUAUUUUUGCAUUUAAGCUGUAAGAGUGAUUAACAUUACAAGGAUAUGUAUGAAUAUUUUAAUAAAUGUAUAUUAUAAA
Molecule: messenger RNA, 3690 nt
Organism: Ylistrum balloti
Lineage: Eukaryota; Metazoa; Mollusca; Bivalvia; Pectinida; Pectinidae
Exons: 5
Coding region: 153-1097 (314 amino acids)
Source: RefSeq, a predicted model, not a curated record